Messenger RNA from Lineus longissimus, 949 nucleotides. Its product is annotated as large ribosomal subunit protein uL2-like. The coding region runs from base 105 to 884 and encodes 259 amino acids. Gene Ontology annotation, molecular function: structural constituent of ribosome; RNA binding. The transcript has 6 exons. Gene Ontology annotation, cellular component: cytosolic large ribosomal subunit; ribosome. Lineage: Eukaryota; Metazoa; Nemertea; Pilidiophora; Heteronemertea; Lineidae. Gene Ontology annotation, biological process: cytoplasmic translation. The record is from RefSeq and is a predicted model, not a curated record.
UAUGCCUUUUGAUGAAUAUAGUUAUCUAUUAGUUUUUAUUUGGUAUUGAAGAAUUCAACCAGUGUCGUUCUCUAUCCACACGUCGGCCAUUCUGCCAGACCAACAUGGGACGUGUUAUCCGGGCUCAGCGUAAAGGCGCUGGAAGUGUCUUCAAGUCGCAUACCAAGAACAGGAAGGGUGCCGCUAAACUACGUGCCGUCGACUAUGCAGAACGUCAUGGUUAUAUCAAGGGUGUUGUGAAGGACAUCAUCCAUGACCCCGGGCGUGGUGCUCCACUUGCCAGGGUUGUUUUCAGGGAUCCCUACAAGUACAAACUGAGAACGGAAACUUUCCUUGCCUCCGAGGGUCUAUAUACUGGACAGUUCAUCUACUGCGGAAAGAAAGCCUCCCUCCAGACUGGCAACAUCCUCCCAGUAGGCUCCAUGCCUGAGGGUACCAUCAUCUGUUGCCUUGAGGAGAAGACUGGUGACCGUGGCCGUCUUGCAAGAACUUCUGGAAACUACGCUACCGUCAUUUCCCACAACCCUGACACAAAGAGAUCGCGAGUAAAGCUCCCAUCUGGAUUCAAGAAAGUUAUCCCAUCAGCCAACAGGGCUAUGGUUGGUAUCAUUGCCGGAGGUGGUCGUAUUGAGAAGCCAAUGUUGAAGGCUGGACGAGCUUACCAUAAAUACAAAGUGAAGAGGAACAGUUGGCCUAAAGUUCGUGGUGUUGCUAUGAAUCCCGUUGAGCAUCCCCACGGUGGUGGUAACCAUCAACAUAUUGGUCACGCAUCCACAGUCAGCAGAGACAAGUCUGCCGGAAGAAAGGUUGGUCUCAUUGCUGCUCGUCGUACUGGUCGUCUACGUGGUACCAAGGUGAUUACACAGAAGGCGGACAAAGAAUAGACCACUGUAAUUUAACUGUAAAAAAAGAAGAAACUAUACAAAGAAAAAAAAUUGAGAAAACAAAA